CCUCUGUUUUCUCUCCCUUUUCCUUUCUUGAUCCUCUUCUACUUCCGGUUGCUUAGUUGGUUACUGUCCUUCUCGGCGGCAUCACUCGGCUCCCUCCCGUCCGUCUCCUUUCGCCCACUUCUCCCUCCUCUCCUCCCAUACCCGCUUCCUCGACUCAUGGUGGGUCACACGCCAACUCGUCCACCUCCAUGCUCUCCUCACAGUCAAUUCGAAGGCCUGCCGUUCUCGUCUUCGUCGCCGUCGCCGUCCUGCUAUGCCUGAUCAAGUUGUCGUUCUCGCUGGAUCGCCAGCCGUGGAGAUCUGCUCCCACGAUAGGCCUGCAGCAGGAGCACUAUGGGAACAGCAACAGUCAUGGGCAGCAGGGCCAACAAGGGCAAGUAGAGACCCUUGUUAAGCCUAAGAAUUACAAUAUCACAGGCAUGGUUUUUUUUGGGCGGCGGGAUCGAGCGGCAUCGAUGAAUUGCUAUGUUGAGCGGAAUCUGGUAGACAAUGGCGGAUGGCUAGAUGAAGUGCUUUGGUUCGCCAAUACGAAUAAUAAAGAAGAUCUCAAAUUUCUCGAUGAGAUCAUUGCCAGGUCCCCCCGCUAUAAGAAAAUUCCGAUAAAAAAGCCCGUCGGAUGGCCAGACUAUACCAAACUCUGGAGAGGGGUGCAGAGGGGUACGAUUUAUGUCAAACUUGACGAUGAUAUUGUUUGGCUCGCGGACGAUGCGAUUCCACAUAUGGUCACGACCAAAAUAAAAUACCCGGACAGCUUUGCUGUCUCCGCGAACGUCAUCAACGGCCCGCCCUUGUCUUUCCUUCACUUCCACCUCGGUGCUCUGCACCCAUACUUCCCUGAACUCGAGGCAGAUCCCACUUACACCAACCACAGUAGUUCGGAAAACUGGCGUCCCUCCAGCCACCCCUUCUGGUCCGGCCCGAGCACGUUCAGAUGGCCGCAGGACAGAGACCCCCCGGAGGGCGGCAAACAUCGCUGGCUCCGUGUCAACGACGACAGGGCGCUCCACCGCACCCCCGUCGCGAACCUGACGUACGACUUCUGGGGUCCUACGUAUGAGAGCUGGGCGAUUGCGGCGCAGCAGCAUUAUUCACUGUUGGAAAACCUGGAGCGGAAUACCACAGACCUAUAUAAAUUCCAACCGCCCUGGAAUAUGCAGGGCGAGCGGAUUCGGAUCAAUUGCCUCGCGAUUCUGGGAGACGAUAUUCUGGAUACUGAUGUGGAGCAUUGGCCCAAUAAUAGAGGGGAUGAAGAUAUGAUUGUUUUGGAUUUGCCGAAGAAGUUGCAGAGACAUGUUCUUAUCGAAGGCAAAGCACUCGCCGCACACUUUAAUUUCAUGCAUCAACACAAAAUCACAGCCACGGAUUUACUCUCUAGGUAUAACUUGUACGCGAACGAAUUCAUAUGUAGGCACGGCAGCCAAUCGAAACACCAGAACGAUGGGCCGAAGCAGCAAUAACUACGCGGGACGGUAACAUCUCAUACCUCCUCGUUUACACAUAUUCUAUUUUUCACCUUUCUUAUUCACGUCUCCCCCCUUUUCGCGAACGACCAUUAUUAUUAUUAUUAUAUUAUUAUUAUUUAUAUUGUUAUUGUUAUUAUUAGAUUAUUUUUCAUCUUGGCAUCUUAUCUAUCCCCUUUUUGGAGCAUACUAUUUGUUGUAUUGUUUAUUAUUUAUUGGAUGUGUAUAGACGGCUCUUUGGGCAAUUCCAUCUCAUGGUUCGAACAAAAGACCACUCGAACUGCCAC
Histoplasma capsulatum G186AR is the source of this 1747-nucleotide messenger RNA. RefSeq lists its product as uncharacterized. The record is from RefSeq and is a predicted model, not a curated record. The coding region runs from base 189 to 1457 and encodes 422 amino acids. The transcript is spliced from 4 exons. Lineage: Eukaryota; Fungi; Ascomycota; Eurotiomycetes; Onygenales; Ajellomycetaceae.